Molecule: messenger RNA, 2930 nt
Organism: Cryptomeria japonica (Japanese cedar)
Lineage: Eukaryota; Viridiplantae; Streptophyta; Pinopsida; Cupressales; Cupressaceae
Product: cytokinin dehydrogenase 3
Exons: 5
Coding region: 977-2644 (555 amino acids)
Biological process (GO): cytokinin metabolic process
Molecular function (GO): cytokinin dehydrogenase activity; FAD binding
Source: RefSeq, a predicted model, not a curated record
UGGGUCUAGCCAGUACAAAAAAUCCUUUUCACAAAAUCUAGCCACCGCGAUUCGAAUCUCCGUCUCAGAGAAAAAUCCUUGAUUGCGUAGCAGUGUGGGACGACUUCCACGUGCUUUUCGCCCUUACCUCUUUCAAUGCGAAAACGAAGUGUGAUUUGGAGGCCUGUAGGGCUGUAGAUCGCAGGGACAAAGGAAGUUAAUGCGUAGCUAGGCUACACCCUAUUUAUUACUUAUUAGCUGCAAGACAAGUUGAAUAGUGUGAAUUCAGUCUUUACAUUUCAGAGAUUUAUUCUGUAGCCUUCUGAGUGUCGGAACAGUCUAGGCUGCGGCAGCUUUUUAUAGCGAUCAUUUGUGUUGUGUGGCGACGAACAACGUACGCACGGGUGCAGAUUUAUCAGAGACGCACAUGGGGAGUCGGGAAAAAGAAAAAUCAAAAUCUCUUCCUCGUUCUCAUAUUCUCAGAUGAUUUUUUUUUUGUUGGGUCUUUUUAAACACUUGGGUUAAUCAUAUGCGCUUCGUAGUUCGUCUCAGUCUCCACAUUCCUGAAUCAUAUGAGAUGUAUUCCUACUUAAUAUCCUCUAUACAUUACUGAAUCAUACCUAACAUUUUUACAUUAUUCCAUUCGUUGUUCAGUAGAAUUUUUGCAUAGUUAGAGCUUAGGGAAGGGGAGGGGAAUGAUCUAAUAAGUAUGUGCUGUUGCAGCUGCAUCUUUAUUCGCUGUAUUAGACAAAACAGUUGUUGAAUUACCGCAUGGGUGUAGGGAUAGGCUAUUGAUUAGGGGCAAAAGGACGCGGAUGUCUGCCAUUAUUCCAGAAGUUCAGGUAUAAUAUCUGGUCCCAGGGACCCCACAGGAUCGUCUGUUUGCAGGAUACAAAUCUCAACCUCUUUCUCUUUCCCCUUCCUUCCUGCACCCUGCACGCUGCACGCUUUCUGAUAUAAGCCGCAAUCCUCCCUGCCCGCAUUUUUGUGUCUUGAGAUGAGUUAUUGGUAUGAUUUGAUUUGCAUGGGACGAAUCAGGAGCAUUUUUUGGACGGUCUUUAUGGGCCUGCUGUCGUGUAUUUCGGCCCCCUGUAAGCCCAUGCAAAGCCCUGCUUCCACUGGACCUGGACUCGACCUUACCAGGUUUCACAGAGAGAGUGUGGUCGACACUCCACAUCUUUCCUUCCUCGACUCUGCCUCCGCAGCUAUCGAUUUUGGUGGGAUUUUUCAUCACAAACCGGCGGCUAUUUUUCGCCCGGUGGAAGCAGAGGAGAUAGCCGGUUUUCUGAGGGCUGUGUAUAUGUCGAACAAACUGGACCAUCAGGUUGACUUCACUGUGUCCGCCAAGGGAGCCGGGCAUUCCAUCUAUGGCCAAGCGCAGGCACGGGCACCCAAUGGGCUUGUCGUUGAUAUGCGAGCUCUCAGAGGUAUUCAAAUCCACAACAAGUACGCAGAUGUUGCAGCGGGAGAACUCUGGGCAGACGUGCUGAUUGAAUCUUUGAAAGUUGGUCUUGCGCCUCGAUCCUGGACCGAUUAUCUCUAUCUCACCGUGGGGGGGACGCUUUCCAAUGCAGGCGUUAGCGGGCAGACCUUUCGCCACGGCCCUCAAAUCAGUAAUGUUCUGCAGUUGGACAUAGUCACAGGGACUGGAGAGCUGUUGAAUUGCUCUGCCAGUGAAAAUGAGGAUUUGUUCUACGGUGCCAUGGGAGGGCUGGGACAGUUCGGCAUCAUAACCAAAGCUCGGAUCAUUCUGGAACCCGCUCCUCAAAGAGUGAGAUGGGUUCGGAUCUUCUAUAAUGAUUUCGAGCAAUUCGCUAGAGACCAAGAACUCAUUGUGUCCAUGCACAACGGUGUAGAUUACUUAGAAGGCUUCAUGAUCCUCAACAGCGAAGCGAUGCACAGUUGGUCGGUCGGAUUUCCCACAGCAAAGCUGCCGAAUGAAAGCUUUGUCCAGGGCAUUGGAAGCCAGGUCCACUUUUGCAUAGAAAUAGCCAUGUACUUCACACACCAUGGGACUGCACAUAUGGACAAGGUUGUGGGUCGUGUCAUGUCGAGAUUGAGUUUCAUUCCCUCGUCGAUAUUCAGUGCGGAUGUUUCAUACUUCAAUUUUCUGAAUCGUGUCCAUGCCGAAGAGUUGAACCUGCGAUCUAGCGGACUGUGGGAUGUCCCUCACCCGUGGCUCAACAUGUUUGUCCCACGAAGCAAGAUUCAUCAGUUUACUUCCAAUCUUACACAGAUCAUACCUCGCCACACCUUCAAGGGCCCAAUUCUCAUAUAUCCUGUGCUUCGAAGCAAGUGGAAUACGAACAUGUCUGCAGUAUUGCCAGAGGACAAUGAAGAGAUAUUUUAUGUUGUGGGAAUGCUUCGUUCAGCGGACCCACAUUGCUCUUCGGGGACCUCCUGCAUGGACAAUCUGCUCUUACAAAACCAAGAAAUAGUUGAUAUAUCAACUACCAUGUCAGAGCUUAAUGUUGACAAUGGGAUUGCUGCCACUGCCAAGCAGUAUUUGCCCUACUAUACCAGUGAAUCUCAGUGGAAGAAUCACUUUGGAAGCAAAUGGGAAAUGUUUGUACAGAGGAAGGCAAGAUACGAUCCUCUAAACGUAUUGGGUCCUGGACAGAGAAUUUUCAAAAGAAAAACCAGAAGUACCACACAUACCCAAUAAAAAAGAAAAGCUACUAUAUGUUGUUAUAUACAAUGUCACAGCAUAUAAGCCGCAGCAAUAGCUAAGAGCGUCCGUUCUCCGCGUGAAAGAUGACCUCCAGGCUUGAGCGUAUACAUGCUCACGCCGGUCUUUUUGUUCCAAUCUGUACAGUAGCAUAUAUUCAAGUGUGUGUUUCUCCUGUACAACGAGCAUAUAAUUUCUGUUCACAAAUAUUUAAGCAAAUGAAUAGAUGGUACAUCGAGCAUAUAAUUUCUGUUUACAAAUAUUUAAGCAAAUGAAUAGAUGA